AUGACGAAGAAAUCAAUGUUGAAUGCUUUCAUACCUGAGGAAGUCUUGAUCGAAAUCCUUGCUAGACUAGCUGUGAAAUCUCUGCUUCGAUUCAGGCCAAUCUGCAAAUGUUGGUACUACUUAAUCACCAACCCAAGUUUCAUCACCACACACCUUAAUCGAACUAAAUCAAACCACAGUCACAAACUACUCAUCAAGUUCAACUAUGAGAAUCGAGAUCGUUGCUUCUCAUUUACUAAUGAUGAGACGUCUGGCAAUGAGUUUGUGAAACUUGAAUACCCAUUUCAAAACUACGACGAAUUGUUCAAGAUUGUUGGUUCAUGUAAUGGCUUGUUGUGCUUAUCAGAUUAUAAUGGCUCAGACUAUGCUGUUCUAUAG
Messenger RNA from Camellia sinensis, 378 nucleotides. Its product is annotated as F-box protein CPR1-like. Lineage: Eukaryota; Viridiplantae; Streptophyta; Magnoliopsida; Ericales; Theaceae. Gene Ontology annotation, molecular function: protein binding. The record is from RefSeq and is a predicted model, not a curated record.